AUGGGUGGAGCCAGCGAGAAACCCGAAAGUGACCCUAAGCCCGAUUUGCACCAGAAGAAGUUUAUGCUCUCCGUUUUCUGGGAUAUGGAGGGAGUGGUGUACUGGAAGUUGCUGGAUAGCAAGGCGACCGUUAAUGCAAUCAAAUACAGUGAACAGUUGGGAAAGGUGAAUGAAUCCCUGAAGAAGAAUAGGGCCUCCAAGUCAAAGAUCGUUCUCAUCCACGACAACGCGCGCCCUCAUGUUGCAAAACUGACUCGCUCUAAAAUAAAUAGCCUUGUUUGGAAACUUUUGGCGCAUUCCCGAUACAGUCCAGCUCCUUUUGAUUACUAUUUGUUCCGGAUCAUGAGUAAUGAGCUUGCGAGAGAACACUUCGAUUCGGAAGAAGCAGUCAAAAAUUGGCUU
Mesorhabditis belari is the source of this 402-nucleotide messenger RNA. The record is from the annotation of a GenBank genome assembly. Lineage: Eukaryota; Metazoa; Nematoda; Chromadorea; Rhabditida; Rhabditidae.